ACUACUAAAUAAAUCGGGAGUGCUAAGUCUCUGGGCAAUUAGGAAUUGGUAGAGAGAGAGACAGAGAGAGGAGAAUUUGUGGCUUUGGAUUCUUCUACCAGAUCGUGCCUGCCAGCUUUAUGUUAGAAUGGCUAAGUGUGCAAAAUAAAUUAAUUCUUGAAAUUCUUGUUCCCAUUAUUUGACUGAAUAUUUCUGUUAAAAAAGAGAAACAGAAAUAAUUGAAAAGAGUUUGAGAAAAGUGUUCUGUUCCUGAGCUGCCUUCAUCAAAGAUAAGAGUUUUUUGGAGUUAUUUUUCUUCUCCUUCUCUGUAUUGUUCUUCUUUUUGUCAAGAGCAAAAAGAAGCUGAUUCAGAUAGAUAGAGAGAGAGAGAGAUGAGGAAGGCGGAGAAGUUGCUGGUGGCGUUGGCCGCGGCGCUGCUUAUUGGCAUUCUGAGCUCCACCAAUGCGGCCACAGAUCCAAAUGAUGCGGCCAAUCUCAAUCUCUUGUUCACCAGCUUGAAUUCAGCACAACAACUUACCAACUGGAAGUCAAGUGGUGGCGAUCCUUGUGGAGAGAACUGGAAGGGAAUUACUUGCUCGAACUCAAAAGUUACAGAAAUAAAGAUACCGGGAUUAGGACUCUCCGGAAAUAUGGGGUACCAGCUAGAUAAAUUCACGUCGUUAACUGUAUUUGAUAUAAGUAACAACAAUCUCGGAAACCAGCUUCCGUAUCAACUACCUCCGAACCUGCAGAGACUAAACCUCGCCAACUGCGGCUUCAGUGGUCCACUUCCGUAUUCCAUCUCGUUGAUGAGUCCUCUGAAAUACCUCAACGUGAGUCGUAAUCAAUUCAGCGGCCAAGUGACUCUCCAGUUCAACUCACUUACGUCUCUCACCACAUUGGACUUUUCAUAUAAUGCCAUGUCCGAUAAUCUUCCACAGAGUUUCCAGUUUUUGACUAGUAUAAACGACAUGUACUUGCAAAACAAUCAGUUUACGGGAACCCUCGAUGUCCUUGCAACUCUUCCUCUUCAGAAUCUGAAUGUUGAAAAUAACCGUUUUACUGGAUGGGUGCCUGAACAGUUGAAAAGCAUAAACCCGAAAACGAGCGGUAAUCAGCUUAGCACGGGGCCUGCACCUCCACCUCCACCCGGCACUCCCCCAGCCACCAGACCCAACCGGAAUCACGGAUCAGGCGGUGGCGGUUCAUCUAAUAACAGAGGAGAUGGAAGUGGAGGUAGUUCUGGUAUCGGUGCUGGUGCGAUCGCCGGAAUUGUUAUUUCAGUUUUGGUGGUUGGAGCUAUCGCAGCAUUCUUUAUACUAAAAAGACGAUCUCGCCGAAAGCCAUCUGCUGACCUUGAGAAGCUCAACAACCAGCCUUUUGCUCCUCAACCUCCGCAUGAAGUGGAAGAGAGUAAGCCUCCUCAAAUUUCAGCGGCAGCGAACACAAAAGCUUUCGAAGAACCUUCUGUGAUAAGUCUGCGACCACCUCCAAUCGACCGUCUCAAGUCGUUCGAUGAAGAUGAUGUCACCGCAAUGCCCAUUGUUACGCCCAAGAAAGUGAACAUAGCUCCAAUAGAUGCUAAAUCGUUCUCGGUUGCAGACUUGCAGAUAGCGACUGAUAGUUUCAACGUAGAAAAUCUCAUUGGUGAAGGAUCCAUUGGACGGGUUUUCCGUGCUCAAUUGGAUGAUGGAAAGGUUGUUGCUGUAAAGAAAAUAAACGCAUCCGUUCUGUCCAAUUCAGACGAUUUUCUCGCUAUCGUGUCGGCAAUCUCACAGUUGCAUCACCCGAACAUAGUUGAGCUGAUAGGGUAUUGUUGCGAGCAUGGACAACACCUGCUUGUUUACGAGUUCCAUAAAAACGGAUCUCUGCUCGAAUUCCUGUAUCUCUCCGAUGAAUACACCAAGCCUCUGACGUGGAACAGCCGUGUCAAGAUUGCACUGGGAACUGCCAGAGCACUAGAGUACCUUCAUGAAGUAUGUUCACCCUCUGUGAUUCACAAAAACUUCAAAUCAGCCAACAUUUUACUCGACAAUGAACUCAAUCCUCAUCUUUCAGACUGUGCGUUAGCAAGCCUUGUCAGCGAACCAGAUCAGGCAUCCGGAUACAGCGCGCCUGAGGUCGCUAUGUCAGGUGUGUAUACCAUCAAGAGCGACGUCUACAGCUUUGGUGUCGUCAUGUUGGAACUUCUCACUGGACGCACACCAUUCGAUAGCUCAAGGCCAAGAUCCGAGCAAUCUCUAGUCCGAUGGGCGACGCCACAGCUCCAUGACAUCGACGCCUUAUCAAAGAUGGUCGAUCCCGCUCUUAAAAGCCUCUAUCCCGUCAAAUCCCUCUCUCGAUUCGCAGAUGUCAUCGCUCUCUGCGUCCAGGCGGAGCCGGAGUUCAGGCCACCGAUGUCGGAAGUGGUUCAAGCGUUGGUGCGGUUGGUGCAGCGAGCGAACAUGAGCAAGCGAACUUUUGGAAAUGAUGGCGCGGCGAGGGCUGGAUCUGGAGAUGCUGAUGACUAUACUCCAUAAGUUUCCCAAUCGCUAGAAAUUGAAUAUUAAUGAUUCAAUCUGUGAUGAUUGUUUAUGCUUCCCAGAAAAAUGCUUUUGUGCUGCCAAUGUUAUGUGAUAUUGCUUUAAGCAAAAUCUGUAUCAUAGUGAAGAAGAAUAGGUGACCAAAAUUUGUUCAUUCUUGGUGUUUAUGGAUCGACUUUUACUUGUUUUUAAAAUAUUAUUUUGGGUUCUGUCUAA
Molecule: messenger RNA, 2717 nt
Organism: Salvia splendens (bonfire salvia)
Lineage: Eukaryota; Viridiplantae; Streptophyta; Magnoliopsida; Lamiales; Lamiaceae
Product: protein STRUBBELIG-RECEPTOR FAMILY 6-like
Exons: 16
Coding region: 372-2498 (708 amino acids)
Biological process (GO): protein phosphorylation
Molecular function (GO): protein binding; protein kinase activity; ATP binding
Source: RefSeq, a predicted model, not a curated record